Lethenteron reissneri (Far Eastern brook lamprey) is the source of this 3634-nucleotide messenger RNA. RefSeq names its product endonuclease/exonuclease/phosphatase family domain-containing protein 1-like. Gene Ontology annotation, cellular component: plasma membrane. The record is from RefSeq and is a predicted model, not a curated record. Lineage: Eukaryota; Metazoa; Chordata; Hyperoartia; Petromyzontiformes; Petromyzontidae.
CGGCCGUCAACGUCCGUGACGGUCAUCUGAACCGGCCUCAAACGAGUACCUGGUGUGGUGUGUUAAACACAUCACCACUGGGGGAGACAAAGGCGGCCGGGCGUGGUGUACGUUGACCGUCCUCGUGUACCGUGCCGGCCUUCAUAAGUGCUACUCGUCCAGAAGCGCUUACACCCCCCCCCCCAAACACUUUGAAAAGUCUAUUACGGGGUAAUGUUUGUCGGUGCUUGGGCUUGUUGAGCAACAGUCCAAUGAAUGUGGCAAGGCUGCUUGUGUGGGCUGGCCCCUAGCGACUUGGCUCUGGAUACUCCCACUACCCCCGUUUUUUUGUUGUUUUGAGAACAAAAACAACGCGCUCGUUCGUGGUCGUCUUUCACUCUCCUCCUUCAUCCCUCCCACCUCGCCGCAACAACAACCACCACCGCCACCGUCGCUUGAGUGAAAGGAAUUACCAAACGUUCCACGCGCACCGCUCGGAGGCCUGACAAGGAUCGCCGCCCGAAACCAUGGGCGACACCUUGUCCUGCGUGGAGCCUUCGAAUCCUCAGUUUAAAGAUGCCCCUCAAUCCGACGCCGACUCUCGACCGCCGAGCGUGAAUUCGGCGGACGUCGUCGAGUCCGUCGACGGCUCCGCGUCGCCGGUCGACCUCAACGCGGCGAGCGAGGCCCAGCUCACCACGAUCAAGGGCAUCGGCACCAAGACGGCGGCGAACAUCGUCGCGUACCGCACGGCCAACGGGCCCUUCGAGACCGUCGACGACUUGGCCAAAGUGAAGGGCGUCAGCGCGGCGUUCGUCGACAGGCUGCGGCCUUCCUUGACCGUCGGCGGAGGGGGAGAAGGCGCCGGCGGGACCGGCGACGGGGGCGGCGGCCCUCCCGCCGUCAUCGCCCCCGACGGCCUCUGCUACCCGACGUGCCCGUGCCUGCGCCCUGACUUCCCGGCGCCCAUUCCCAGGCCCCAAGUGGAGUCGUUUUCUGGGGUCGUGCGAGGUCGCCCGGCCGUGCGUGUCGCCAGCUGGAACCUGCAGUGCUGCUCGGCCGAAAAGAUGGACAACAACGGCGUGAGGGAGGUGGUGUGCCUCACACUGCUGGAACAAGGGAUCAAGCUUCUGGCCGUGCAGGAGUUGGCAGAUAAGGUCGCUUUGCAGAAGCUGUGCGCGGAGCUCAACACGCCGAGUCUACGCUCCGUCCGCGACUGGCCGAGGCCCCGAGGAGACUGGCGCUGCGUCGUCUCGGAGAACCCCACGGGACCCAUGUACCAGAGCAUGGAGUACGCGGGGUUCGCGUGGGAUGCCUCGUCAGGCCUGGAGCUGCUCAGCGAGGGCCUCGUCAGGAAGAAGAAAGGGAGCAAGCACUUUGCUCGUUACCCGUACCUUGGCUACUUUAAGGCGGGGCGGUUCGACUUCACGCUGGUGAACGUGCACCUCAAGGCGACGGGGCUCGGCAACGCGGAGCUCGAGAAGCUGCAGCUCGAGAUCAUGAAGCUGCCCCAGCUGCUGGACCUGCUGGAGGAGCACCUGAGUGGCGAGAAGGACACGCUGCUGCUGGGGGACUUCAACCUGACGCCGGACGCAAGCGACUUUGACGCUCUGCGCUCGCAGGGCUUCAAGAACUGCGUCCCCGCCGACGUCUUCACCAACAUCAGCAUCAAGAACCUCAGCGGCUCCAAGUCCUUCGACAACGUGUGGCUCAGUCCGGCCGCGCAGGGCCUGUACACUGGUGGCUGGAGCGUGGUCCGUCAGGGCCUCUCUCACCGCCUCAUCCCGGAUGGGUGGACCUGGGGCGGCGUCGCGUCCGACCACUGCCCCGUGUGGGCCGAGUUCCACUCGGACCGGGACCACGACUCGGAGCCGGAAAAUGUCGACGUGCGGGGGAUCUCCAUGCUGGGGCGGGAGAUAUGAGGCGCAGUCGGGAGAACCGGGGGGGGGGGGGGCACCAUCACCGCUGCCUCUACCGCCACCACCAAAGACAAAACAUCCCCCAUCUAGUUGGGGUUUGAUGAUUUUUUUUUAUUGUUGUUAAAAGAAGGAUUGGACUGAGGGGGGGUUCUUGAGGGUGAAGUUUUAUGAAUACUUCUGGCCAUGACCAUUCACGAUUGAACAUGUGCGCUGGUUUUAACGCCGUAGACAUUUAGCAUGUGGAGUUCUGCAGAAAAAAGCAAAGCAAGGAGUUGGAUUGCUUUGCUGGGCCUUCUCGUGACAAUGUCUGACCAAAAAAAAAGGUUAUCAUGUGGCCUAUAACUCUAAUUUAGUAUUUGAGAUGGGACGACGAAAAAAUACAUUGAGUAUAUCCAAAGCGUUUUACUAUGACCGAAUGUGUUUUGUGUAAAAACACAACUUGAUUCAAUAUAACUGACUCACUGUCGAAGACGUCGGGCCAGAUUCAGGGGCUGUGGUGAGUGCUUCAUUGUCGUACAAUUUUUUGUUGUUGGAAACGCCACGGUUGUCUCCGUCAGCGACCACGCGGCACAACGCCAAGGCUUAUAACCAUUCUGCCAAGAUGCACUGGUGGAGCCAGUGGGGGGGGGGGGGGGUGGCACGUGCCCCCUCCCCAAUGAUUCAAUCGAAAUCCCUAAUUUCAAUCGGAUCAUUGAGGUUUAUUAGUAAUAAAUCGGCAUUUUGAGACCCCCACUGCCACUUUGUAGCAUAUUAUUACGUGCCAGGGACUCUAUGAGAUGAUAGGACAAUAGUCUGAGUCCAUAAUUGGCAAUAAGUAACGGCAAAGCAGUUAUAAGUAAAUCAGAAUUGUGCGCAGUUGCGUAUACAGCACACGACUUCUCUGAAGGCAUUCACCUUCAGCGAGUGCGAUGCUGAUCAAACACUGUUCGACUUCGACCCUUGAUCGAUGGCUGCACCAUCGCCGCACACGCGUCGAAUAAAAAGCAAGGGACAAGUCCUUACUUACUAACAACUCCUCUAUCAUUUUUCAUUGCUGGAGGGGUUGCCCCCCCUACCUGAAAAUCCUGGCUCCACCAUUGCCAAGAUGUGAAUCUGGCUCGUCAAGUCUUGCCUCAGGGUGGCUUAGAACUGUCUCUUAAACUGGAUUAUAUUGUAGUGUUAAAACUCAUAAAUGUUUUAAAAGUUAAUUAUUAUAAAUGACAAACUUUACUUACGUUAUAAAACGUUAAACGCGGUAGAAUAUCAACAAGCAUUGCUGAAAUUAUGUAACGUUAUUUAAUUACGGCUUUGCUUGUCUUAACAAAUGCAAUCAAGGCGAAUGCGUUUUUACUGUGUAAUGUAUACAAUCACUGACGAUACAAACCGUGCAUUAUUUGAUUGAUGUGCAGCGUCGCAUGACACACGUAGGAACGCUCCUAUUCACAAAGAGUGAAUGGAAUUUUAGAAAUUGAUAUCUUGCACUCGGUCUCCUCAUAGGUGACCUCAUAAUGAACUAAACACUUUAAUAUUAACGUCUAAUCCACAAGCCGACUAUGUAUGUUAAUACAGUAAUAAGUAAUAAUCACGAAUUUACUUAGAUAUGUGAGCAUACAGGGGCUGCUCUACUUACGAACGAGUUCAGCUUCCAGAGAUUUGUUCGUAAGUCCAACUUUACUCCUGUCGAUUCCAAACGUGUUGUACGGCAUGUACACUAAACACGGGGAGUGGCUUUAAAAGUUGUAUAAUCUCCUGUAGAU